AUGUCCAAGACUCUGUACGACGCCAAAAUCACCACCCACCUGUCUUCUGCCCGGGGGCACGGCGACCACGGAUGGCUCAACACGUACCAUUCCUUCAGCUUCUCGGACUGGUACAACCCCAAGCUCAUGGGGUUUGGGGCUCUGCGGGUGCUGAACGAGGACCGCGUCAAGGCCAACUCGGGCUUCCCCACGCACCGCCACAAUAACUUUGAGAUCUUCAGCUACAUCCUCUCGGGCGAGCUGACGCACCGCGACUCCAUGCUCAAGAAGGGAGCCGAGGGCGGGCAGUCGGACCGCUUCUUCCGCAUGCACCGGGGAGAUGUACAGUUCACGACGGGCGGCACGGGCAUCGCCCACUCCGAGUUCAACGAGCACAACCAUGACACGGUGCACUUUUUGCAGAUCUGGGCCGUGCCGUGGGCGCGCGGUUUGACGCCGAGAUAUCAUACGCGCCACUUUGACGACGACGACAAGCGCAACGGCUUCGUCAACAUCCUGAGCCCGCUCAAGGCCGGCGUCGAGGCCACCACCGAGGAGGAGAAGGCGGCCGAGCCCACAAUCCCCGACACAAUACCCAUCCACGCCGACCUGGUCAUGGCCGCCGGCAUCAUCGCCCCGGGCGCGGAAUUCGAGUGGACAGUGGGCGCCAAGGCGGACGGGGCGGCCAAGCGCAAGGUCUACAUCCACCUGCCCAUGACGAAAGGCGGCGGGUCAAAGAUCAGACUCGACGGGAGGGAGGACGCGGAGCUCGAGGAGGGCGACGGCGCGUUCGUGGAAGACGUCACGGCCGGAGACCGCCUCGUGGUUGAGAGCAUUGGCGAGGAAGAAGCCGAGGUCAUCGUUCUGGACACUGCGUGA
Lasiosphaeria miniovina is the source of this 858-nucleotide messenger RNA. RefSeq names its product RmlC-like cupin domain-containing protein. Bases 1 to 858 code for a protein of 285 amino acids. The record is from RefSeq and is a predicted model, not a curated record. The transcript has a single exon. Lineage: Eukaryota; Fungi; Ascomycota; Sordariomycetes; Sordariales; Lasiosphaeriaceae.